AUGUGGACACUACUGUAUGGGAGUGAGCAUGCACAGUUUGUUGUACAUCUGUGUGAUCCAACCACGGCUGGCUCAUGUGGAGCCGAAGGCGUUUGUAUGAAACGACCAACUGGAAAUCGCUGCAAAUGUCCAAAGGGAUACAUGGGAGUUGAGUGCAAAAGACCAUGUCAAGACGUGUAUUUGUCUUGUACAAGAUGGAAAGACGAAGGUCGCUGUGAUUGGGCUAGACCGAUAUUGCCGUUUUUUGAGGACAAUUGUGCCGAGACAUGUGGACGUUGUCAUAAUACGGGCAAAAAGCUGGCCAUAGCUUUACCACCAAUUUUGGAACCAAUUUCGUGGAUCAUUGGAAAGUGGCAAACUGCAACCACAGCACGCGAUCAUUUUCCAGUGGCCAUGUCUGGCCCGUACAGUGAAAUUCUGGACAUAUCAAUUUCAGAAGUGCCCAUGUUCGAUAGGCCACCGGUUAAUGUCUCGGUGACUGCAUUCACGAAGGACGGCGAUGUGAGCCGUGAGCUUGGAUUCAUGACCGGUAAACCGUUCCUGGAGGAUACUGGCUUCAUUGAGUUUGAUAAGCCCAAAAACGGAACCGAUCAGGUGGCCAUCGAAAUGGUCAGCAAUACAGGUCUCAUAACAAUCGAAGAAGGUGUACUGCACGGGCGUGAGAUUGUGCUCGAACUAAAAUAUAUCAAGUCAAUAUUCGGGCCAUUGCAUCACUCGAUGAUCACUUCGUCAAAGCGAAGUUUCAAGCUGUUGAAUAAGAACAGUUUGCUGGAACGAGCAAUCGUCCAAUAUGCAUCGGGACGUACCAGCAAAUGGAGUAAACGAUAUGUGAAAACUAUCGACUAUUUAGCGCAAUUUUAG
Messenger RNA from Anisakis simplex (herring worm), 861 nucleotides. NCBI's taxonomy places the organism in Eukaryota, Metazoa, Nematoda, Chromadorea, Rhabditida, Anisakidae. The record is from the annotation of a GenBank genome assembly.